AUGCCACGGUAUCAGGAAGAACUUCAAUACUUAGAUUAUUAUCUUGGUAUACAACCGGAAAAUCAGGGUAAUUUACCUAUUGAAGAAACUAUGAUAAAACAAUAUCUAAGCAAUUCAUCAAAAUUAAAUUGUCAAUUCAAUGAACGAUGCGCCUGGAUGAAUGCUCCUGAUGAUGAUUUAUUAGAUACAUCAGAUUUCUAUUUAUUUGUUAAAACAAACACUAAAUUAUUUCCACCACACAUUCAGCCAGGACCACCUGAUCCAUUGAAAGGUACAAAAUUUAUUCUCGCAGGUAAUACAACAACAAAAUCUCAAAGUGCUAUACUUAUUAGCGCACCAAUUGCAUGCCAACGAGCAUCCGGAUCACUGGAUUUCAGAUACUGGCUAUACAAUGAAGCAAAAAUUGAAGUAUUAAUUUUAAAACCUUCUACCAGAAGGAAUCGUCAUCAGGUUAUUUUACGGCCGCAUACCGAAUGCUACUUCAUUCGUACUUUUAAUGAUCGUUGCAAAAUUGAAAUACCAGAAAUUAGUGAACCAUUUCGAAUUGGUAUUCGUGUCCAUGGUUUAAGAGAUUCAGCAUUAGGUAGUCUUGGGAUGAUAACUGAUAUUAAAUAUAAAGCUGAAAUAUGCUUGGAACCUAAAUUAUCAAAAAUUUUUGGUGCUCGAGCAGUUCCACCGUCAUUAAUUAAUUCAUAUCCAAUUUCUGCUGCUGAUCUUUCCUGUGUUGAUUACAACUCAAGCUGUCGUUGGUCCAAUACACUUUCAUCAUUAGCCGAAUGGAAAAUUGGACGGAAUCGCCGACGAUGGAAGGAAAUUUUUGAAACAGAAAGUAAACCAAGUGGCAGCUUUUUCUAUCAAUAUGUUGAUUCAGUUAUUCAAGAACCUUAUUCAUUGCUACGAUCAGAACUUAUUCCAUGCACCAGCACUGUUACAACUUUUUCAUUUAGAUAUUGGUUGCAAACAGGUACACAAGUUCAAGUUUGUACAGUUACAGCAUCAAAUGUUAUAAUUAGUUGUGUGUAUCUAAAUGAACUAGCAAUGCCUGGACCAGUUAGUAUUGAUGUUGAUGCACCAACUGAAGAACCUUUCCGAUUCAUAUUUGAAUUGAUCAAUUUUGAUAAUUCAACAUUUGGCCUUGUUGUAAUUGAUGAUAUGCAAUUUACUGGUUUAUUAUGUCAUGAAGUAACUGUACCAACCACUACAACAAUCGAUCCAUUACAAAUCAAACGACUUUUCUCACUUCAUCCAUAUCCAAAUUUGCUAAUUGAUAAUAUACCAACAUUGAAUUGUGAUUUUAAUCAAAAUACAUGUCCACAAUGGGAAAAUGAUGGACAUUGGUUACUUGGGACAAUUCCAUGUGACGAAUCUUUCACAUUACCAUCAUCAUCAUCAAUAAAAGAUCAAGUUUCGGUUGCUGUUCUAAAUAAUACCAUGGCUAUAUUACAGUCCCGAAAAGUUCCAUGCGCAUCUAAUGCUAAGAUUUUUAUUGCAUACUUUCGAACUGAAGAAGCUAACUUAAUGGUAUGCAUCGCGAAACAUUGUGUUAGCACUAAUGAUAGACGUUCCGGCAACUGGUGUCCACUUCCAACAUUAUCACAAUACGCAUGCGAAAAACUUAGUUGUACAUUCCGUCAAACUUUUUGCAACUACAAAACAGAAAUAAAUUCACGUGCUAAUGUUUUAUUCAAAAGUGAUGGAAGAGGAGUGAUAGCAGAUAUUGACAAAGGACCAGGUUUAGCCGUAUUGCGAUCACCACAGUUCAAGCUUUCACGCCCGGCUGAAUUGCAAAUUAAGAUAUAUCAAUCAACAUUUGGUUCUCAGACAUUCUUGUGCGGCGAUAAUUUCAACACUCUGUUUGAUUGUCAACCAAUAUUAGGCCCAAAAAUAGAACUGCCAAUAACAGAAAAAGUAAUCGUGCCACUUGAUCACGAUGCACAAAAUUUUACAAUUCUUGCGGUGCAUGAUAAAUUCAUCGAAUUUGGUGCAGCAAAAUUUAUCAUUUCAAACAUUGAAAUAUUAGAUGAAAAUGGAGAAUUAUUAUGUUAA
Brugia pahangi is the source of this 2046-nucleotide messenger RNA. The record is from the annotation of a GenBank genome assembly. Lineage: Eukaryota; Metazoa; Nematoda; Chromadorea; Rhabditida; Onchocercidae.